AUGUGUGGUAUCUUCUUUUCUCUGAAUCGAGGCAGUCCACUCAAACCUACCGACCAAGCUCUUGAUGCUCUCAAGUCUCGUGGACCUGACAGUUUACAGUCUCUGGAGCUCAUUGUCCCGGUGUCAGAAUCCCAGGAUUUCCAUCUCACUUUUGCUUCCUCGGUGCUCGCACUUCGAGGGGGGCAUGUCCAAGAACAACCGCUGGUAGAUCCAGCUUCAGGGUCUGUCCUGUGUUGGAACGGCGAGGCGUGGAAGAUUGAUGGUCAGACGGUCCAAGGCAACGACUCUACUCAGGUGCUGCAACUUCUUGUCAAAGCCUCAAACUCCCAGUCUCCGCAGAUUCAAGGCGCCAAGGCCAUUGCGGAAGCUCUCAACAAGAUCGAUGGACCUUUUGCGUUUGUCUUCUGGGAGGCCCGCACUUCAACAAUCUACUAUGGCCGAGACAGGCUCGGUCGUCGUUCCCUUCUCCUUCACCAAUCUACAUCUACACCAGAUCAACUAAUAAUUUCUAGCACUGCCUUCUCCCCAAUCACCUUGUCAUCCAGCGAGGUCUCCACCACUUCAAUCCGCUGUUUGUCACUCUCGUCCGGCAGAAUAGUCCAAGCCACAUCCGGGUGGCAAGCCCCCUUGCCUCAGAUCAACAAAGACACACAUCCAGUCGAGCCUCUUGCGGCAUUGCCCAUCCGAAGGAGUGUGGAGCAAACCGAACUGCACCUAAAACAGGCCAUCCGUUUACGAGUCAAUGACAUCCCCGACCACUCACAUGCCCAUCUGGACUCGAUGUCUGCGAAGGUCGCUGUCCUUUUCUCAGGUGGCCUAGAUUGUACCCUGCUCGCCCGGCUUGCGCACGAUGUACUGCCCCCGGGAGAGCCAAUUGAUCUGUUGAACGUAGCCUUUGAAAAUCCCCGUUCCUUGGCCGCCAGGAAAGAUCACCUUUCCUCGCCUUAUGAGUCAUGCCCUGACCGCCUCACGGGACGAUCAACGUUCCAGGAGCUUCAAGAAAUUUGCCCUGGGCGGUUAUGGAGGUUUGUUGCCAUCGAUAUCCCAUAUGCGGAGAGCCUGGCUCAUCAGCCCACGAUCAUUGAUCUGAUGUAUCCCCACCACACAGAGAUGGACCUCUCGAUCGCAAUGGCCUUGUACUUUGCUGCAAGGGGGCAAGGUGAGGCGGUCGCUACCUCUGUUGGUUCUGAUACCCAGAAAAUACCCUACACAUCCACCGCCAGAGUCCUGUUAUCAGGCCUUGGUGCAGAUGAAUUGUUUGCUGGAUACGCUAGGCACGCUGCCGCAUUCACGCGUGGCGGAUUUGAGGCUUUGGCGGAUGAAUUAGAACUUGACUUUGUUCGCAUUGGUUCCCGCAAUCUAGGACGUGAUGACAGGGUCAUGAGUCAUUGGGGUAAGGAAGUACGCUACCCAUUUCUGGAUGAGGACUUUGUCCGUCACAGUCUCGGACUUCCCGUGUGGGAAAAGUCAGGGUUUCGGACUGGGAGGCCGAUUCCAAAACACUAUGACGAAUCAAGGAGAGCGAGUGUAGCUGCAGAUCUUGAGCCUGGAAAGCUUCUCCUCAGACUUGUCAUGUGGGAUCAAGGUAUGAAGCUUACCGCAUCGGAGAGGAAAAGAGCCAUACAAUUUGGAGCCAAAACGGCUAAAAUGAAGAUUGGAAUGGGUCGAGCGAAAGGGACUGAUCUCUUGGAUCCUUUGGCCCCAAUACAGUGA
This is a messenger RNA of Exophiala mesophila, 1713 nucleotides long. RefSeq lists its product as uncharacterized. The coding region runs from base 1 to 1713 and encodes 570 amino acids. NCBI's taxonomy places the organism in Eukaryota, Fungi, Ascomycota, Eurotiomycetes, Chaetothyriales, Herpotrichiellaceae. The record is from RefSeq and is a predicted model, not a curated record. Gene Ontology annotation, molecular function: asparagine synthase (glutamine-hydrolyzing) activity. The transcript has a single exon.